UUGCAUGUAUAUUUAAGGGAGCUUUUUGAGAACAAACUCUCCCGUUUAUAGUGCCAGUAUUUCAGUAUAUAUAAUUAAAUACAUAGAAUGUUAUUCAAUUUAGUAAAUUUUUAGAGUGCUAACAGGUAUGUUAAGGGUCAACGCGGCCAGAUUGUAAAAUAAUAAAACAAUGUUUAUAGAAAUUUUAUUAAUAAUAGUAACGUUACUACUAAUUUUAUAUAAAUUUAUAACAAAAGAUCAUGAUUAUUUUGAUAAGAAAAAUAUUCCCAAUAUAAAACCAUUUUUAUGGUUUAAUAAUUUUUCGGGAAUGUAUUUCGGAAAUGAAUCAAUGUUUGAUAGUUUACGUCGAAUUCAUAUGAAUUUUAAAAAUGAAAAAGUUUAUGGAAUAUUUGGUAUUGGAGGUCCAGGAAUUGUAUUAUCUGAUUCAGAAAUGAUUAAACAAGUAAUGAUAAAAGAUUUUGAAUAUUUUAUGAAUCGUCGGGAAAUAUUAACUGAACAAGAUGAUCCAUUGGCUGGUAAUAGUGUAUUUUCGAUGCGUAAUGAAAAAUGGCGAGAUAUGAGAUCAACUUUAACACCAGCAUUCACUGGAAAUAAAAUGCGUAUUAUGUUCGAUUUAAUUCGAGAAUGCUGUGAAGAAGCAACUAAAUAUUUGAAAAAUGAAUUAAAAGAUAAACCAGAUGGUAUUGAAUUAGAUCUAAAGGAUUAUUUUACACGAUUUACAAAUGAUGUGAUUGCUUCAUGUGCUUUUGGAAUUAAAAUUAAUUCUUUAGCUGAUCGUGAUAAUGAAUUUUAUAUUAUGGGGAAAAAAAUUAAUUCUUUUGGUUUUUGGCAAGGAAUUAAAUUUCUUUUUCAAAUGUAUUGUAAACCAAUUACUAGGGCUAUUGGAAUGACACUAUUUGAUAAAAAUCAUGUUGAUUAUUUCAAACGUUUAGUAUUGGAUUCUAUGAAAUACCGUGAAGAGCACAAUAUAGUUCGACCUGAUAUGAUAAACAUCUUAAUGGAAGCCCGAAAAGCAGCUGAUCGAAAACGUGAUUGGAAUGAUUAUGAAAUUGUUUCUCAAUGCUUUGCAUUUUUUAUGGCUGGUUUCGAAACAACUGGUGCUACAAUGUGUUUUGCUGCAAUUGAAUUAAUGACUAAUAAAGAUGUUCAAAGCAAAUUAAUGACUGAAAUUGAUGAUGUUCGUAAAAAUUUAAAUGGAAAACCAAUUACUUAUGAAAUUUUAUUGAGUAUGAAAUAUUUGGACAUGGUUAUUUCGGAAACAUUUCGAAAAUGGCCUGGUGCACCAUUUUUUGAUCGUGUAUGCAAUAAAAAUUAUACAUUAAAUAUUAGUGACGAUUACAAACUUCCAUUAGUACCAGGUGAUUCUUGUUUAGUAAAUGUUUUCGGUUUACAUUAUGAUCCAGAAAAUUUUCCUAAUCCUGAUAAAUUUGAUCCUGAAAGAUUUAGUGAUGAAAAUAAAUUAAAUAUUAAACCAAAUACUUAUUUACCAUUUGGAAUUGGUCCUAGAAAUUGUAUAGGUAAUCGUUUUGCAUUGAUGGAAAUCAAAGCUAUUUUUUAUUACUUAUUAGCUGAAUUUAAAUUUGAAAUGUCAGAAAAAGUUAUACUACCAAUCAAAAUAGAAGAGAAAGGAAUACAAUUUAAGCCUAAAGGUGGAUUUUGGUCAAGAAUAUGUUUAAGAAACAUUCUAUUUAUUUUUUGUGAAAUCGUAAGAAUUGGGAAAAUGUUUUCUAUAGCUGAAAUUUUGAUAUUACUGGCAACAUUUUUAUUUGUUUUUUAUAAAUUCAUGACAAGACAGCAUGACUGUUUUGUUGAAAAAAAUAUUCCACAUAUAAGACCGUUUCUAUGGUUUAAUAAUUUUCCUGCAGCAUUUUUUGGAGGUGAAUCUGUAUUCGAUACAUUGUCCCGCAUUCACAAUAAGUUUAGAAAUGAAAAAAUAUACGGGAUUUUUGAUUUUUUUGGACCUUCGAUAGUAUUGAGAGAUCCAGAAAUGAUUAAACAAGUAACAAUUAAAGACUCAGAUCAUUUUAUGAAUCAUAGGGAACUUUUAACAGAAAGAGAUGAUCCUAUGUUUGGUAACAGUGUUUUUACAAUGCGUGGUGAGAAAUGGAAAGAUAUGAGAAUGACAUUAACACCGGCAUUCACUGGCAAUAAGAUGCGAAUUAUGUUUGAUUUAAUUCGUGAAUGUUGUGAAGAAGCAGUAAGAUAUUUAAAAGAAGAAUUGAAAGGAAAUCCAGAUGGUAUGGAUUUGGAUUUAAAAGAUUAUUUUACAAGAUUUACAAAUGAUGUGAUUGCAACAUGCGCCUUCGGUAUUAAAGUAAAUUCAUUAGUUGACCGUGAUAACGAGUUUUAUAGAAUGGGGAAAAAAAUUAAUACAUUUGAUGGUUGGGUUGGAUUGAAAUUUUUUUUGCAAACAAAUUUUAAGUAUCUUACAAGAGCGGUCGGUAUGAAUUUGUUCGAUAAAAAACAUGUUAAUUAUUUUAAGAACUUAGUAUUGAGUGCAAUGAAAUAUCGCGAAGAACAUAAUAUCGUCCGACCUGAUAUGAUUAAUAUUUUGAUGGAAGCUCGAAAAGCAGCUGAUAGAAAACGUGAUUGGAAUGAUUAUGAAAUUGUUGCUCAAUGUUUUGGAUUUUUUAUGGCUGGUUUUGAAACAACUGGUACAACAAUGUGCUUUGCUGCAUAUGAAUUAAUGAUAAAUCAAGAUAUCCAAGAAAAAUUAGUUGCUGAAAUUGAUGAUGUACGUGAAAGUUUAGAUGGUAAACCAAUUACAUAUGAAAUUUUAUUAGGUAUGAAAUAUUUGGACAUGGUUGUAUCAGAAACAUUUAGAAAAUGGCCAGGUGCACCAUUUAUUGAUCGUAUAUGUAAUAAAGAUUAUAUUUUGAAAGUGGAUGAAGGACGUGAAAUUAAAAUAAAUAUUGGGGAAGCUUUUUCAGUAAAUGUUUGUGGUUCACAUUAUGAUGAAGAAAAUUUUCCAGAUCCAAAGAAAUUUGAUCCUGAGAGAUUUAGUGAAGAUAAUAAGAAUAAUAUUAAACCAUACACUUAUUUACCAUUUGGAUCUGGUCCAAGAAAUUGUAUUGGUAAUCGAUUUGCUCUUAUGGAAAUCAAAGCAAUUUUGUAUUAUUUGCUAUCAGAAUUUAAAUUCGUUCGAUCUAAAAAGACUGUUUUACCAAUUGAACUGGAUGCACGUUCAUUUCAAUUAAAACCUAAAGGUGGUUUCUGGUUGAAAGUUGGAUUAAGGAAUUAAGUUACUUAUAUGUAUUUUAUUAUUAUUUUUUUUUAAUCAAUAAAAUAAUUUUGUAAUCUUAAAUUUCAAAAUUCGA
Molecule: messenger RNA, 3317 nt
Organism: Condylostylus longicornis
Lineage: Eukaryota; Metazoa; Arthropoda; Insecta; Diptera; Dolichopodidae
Exons: 8
Coding region: 170-3241 (1023 amino acids)
Molecular function (GO): iron ion binding; heme binding; oxidoreductase activity, acting on paired donors, with incorporation or reduction of molecular oxygen
Source: RefSeq, a predicted model, not a curated record